This is a messenger RNA of Tupaia belangeri chinensis (Chinese tree shrew), 3605 nucleotides long. RefSeq names its product maestro heat-like repeat family member 5. Gene Ontology annotation, cellular component: Golgi apparatus; cytoplasm. NCBI's taxonomy places the organism in Eukaryota, Metazoa, Chordata, Mammalia, Scandentia, Tupaiidae. The transcript has 29 exons. The record is from RefSeq and is a predicted model, not a curated record. Bases 225 to 3536 code for a protein of 1103 amino acids.
GGAACCUGAACCUCAGGUCCUCUGGCUGUGGAUAGGCUGUCUCAGGACUCGGCUCCCACAGGCCCCUGGGAACAGUGACUGCUGGGAAGGCUCUCCGGCUGCCAGGCUCUCGCUCUGACUCGCAGCCCUGUCCGGCUGACUCUGUCCAGGGCCAGUCCUAGGUCUACAGAGACCCCUCGUGCUGUGGGGACUGACGGUGGGAAGGGGCCUGCACGUGGCAGUUCAUGGUGGCUGUACCCAGCAAUGGCUUCCACCAGUCCCUGUGGCGGUCUAACUGCCUGUCACCCAGGGAGGAGCAGGAGCUGGAUUUUGACCACCUAGGUGAGGGGCUCGUGGAAGUAUCCUCAGGAGACGGCCCUCCCUGGGAGGCAGAGCUCGUGAGCAGGAUCAGGGCCCUGUCAGCCACGGAGAAGAGCCUGGUGCUGGAGACUGUCAGCCACUACUUGGAGGAGCGCGGCCAGGGUGCCGGGAAGGAGCAGGUGUGGGGCACCGAGGAUGUUGCCAUCCGGGAGCUUCUGGAACCGUGGCACCUGGUCCCCCAGCAGACUCUGGAGCAGACUUUCCUCUUCCACCUCUCUGGGCUGGUCCUGCGGGAGUGUGAUGACACGGAGCUGGUGAAGAGUCACCUGGCCCACCUCCUGGAGCUGCCCCACCAGCCCUGCAGCCAGCGGGAGGGCAUCGCACUCGCUGUGGGCCUGACGUCGGCCUCACACCUGGAGGAUGUGUGGGCCGCACUGGAACACCUGGGCCGCACCAGGUUCCUGAGGUCAGCCCUCUGCUUGGCAGAUGGCCAGGGCAGGUGGGAGCCAGAGCUGAAGCGGCUCCGAAGGCCCCACUUCCUGCCGCCCACUCCUCAGCAGCCGGACUCCGACCUGCACUGGAAGUGGGUGAGCAGCACUGUCCUGCUCUGCUAUGGGCAGGUGGCCUUGCACGCCAGGGAGCAGGUCCUGCCCUGGGUGGACAGCCUCGCCUCCAGGAUGGUGUACUACUUCUCCUGCAGCAGCUAUGACAGCGCCCUCAAAACCAGCUUCUUGGCGGCGGCCGUCAUGCUGGUGAAGGCUCUCAGGCGGGAGGCCGGCACCCAGAGCUACAAGUUCAUGCAGACUCCAGAGCUCAUCCGGUGCCUCCUGUGCAUCCUGCAGAGGGAGCCCAACUUCCUGGCCACCCCCUUCCGACAGAAGAUUAUCCUGGUCAUCGUGGGACUGAGCAACCUGCGGCCCUGCCUGAAGCCCACAGUCAAGUCCACGAUCCUGCAGACCUGCCUGAAGAGCCUGUACACGCUCCCGCCCCUGGAGCUGCCGGACAGCAGUCUGCCUCCACAGGACCCUGCCCCGGAUGUCAUGGCAUUAUACCAGAAGACCAUGUGUGCCCUGGACUUACUCCUACAGACCUUCAUCUCUGAAAACAAGAGCAUGGACGAGGUCUGCUUCCUCCUGCAGCACGCAGAGCCCUGGCUGAAGUCAGACGAGGGCCUUGAGUGCCGGCGGGCGGUGCAGUCCAUCUCCCUGCUCCUGCAGUAUGUGGCAGACGUCCUGAAGUUCACGGAAGAGGCCACGCCCUCCAUGCUGGGCCACCAGAUAGGCCUGCUGACUCUGCUGUGGCGGGACAAGGACGAGGUCACCCGGAAUCUCUCCUGUCAGUGUGUCCACCUCCUCCUCCAGCUCCUGGUUUUACAGAAGGGGAGGACGGUGGAGCUGCCGCAUGUGAACAGACUGAAACAAUGGGAAGUGAGGGGCUCCAGGGAAUGGCAGGCAAAGCUCUACCACACAGUGAAGGCCUUCAACGAGACCCUGACGGUGGCACAGCACACGCAGCUGGUCCUCUCACUCCUGCACGGCCUCGGCAGCCACGGCCCCCUGCGCUGCGACCUGGCCUCGCAGCUCCUCCUGACCAUGUUCCAGGAGCCUGGCGUCAAGCCUGAGCAGGUGGCUGAAGUCCUGCAGGGCCUGUUCCGGGAGCUGCCGGGCAUCGUGUUCAAGGGCAUCCGGCAGACGGUGAUGCAGGCUGUCUCGGCUCUGGGGGCCCGGCACACGCAGGAGACGGUGGAGGUGGUCCUGUGCCUGGGCCACCCGUCAGAGAGGCAGGUCCUGCCCCUGUGGAAGGCCCUGGCUACCACCCCCCGGCUGACCCGUGAAGUCGUCACCCAGCUCUACAUGAAGCUGAAGCUGCGGCCGCCCAGGUUGCUGGGCCGGAGCCUCUCUGAGUUCCGGCCCAUCUCCCUGCUGGCCCUGGGCACCAUCUACGAGCUGCUCUACGUCCAGGAGUUCAGGGCCACCGUCCGUUGGGCCUUUGCGGGGAUCCUGCUGGGCCUCCUCACACAGCUCCACUACCUGUUCGAGCUGGGGCUGCUCGAGGACAUCUCUGACUACCCGGAAGACACCCUGGAAACAAAGCCCCUCAGCCCCUGCAGGACAUGCCUGGAAGCCCUGAAGGGGCUCUUCUGGACCACCAGCUACUGGGAGGUGUUUGCCCACCUCAAGCUGCUGAGCGGCUGGGAGCUCUUGGAGCACCCGGAGACCUACACGGAUGGGGUGACUCUCCUGGCCAGGGCCAUGGCCCAGUAUAACUGCGAGGUCAAGGCUGUCUUGGGGCAGGCGGCCAUCUCCUUGAAGAGCACCGAGGAGCGGGAGAAUGUCGCAGCUAUCCUCAUCAUCACCGAGUUUCUCAGCAGCCCCGAGGUCUUCCAGCAUGUGUCUCGGAGGGCCGUGGACAACUGCCUGAGCCUGAGCCUGAGCAACUCCAGCCAGCUGGUGCGGGCCAUGAGCCUGAAGGGCCUCAGCAGCACCCUGAUGCACCCUAAGAAGGUGGCCUUGCUGCGGAGCCAGCUGCUGGGGCUGCUGGAUAGCUUCCUGAAACCUGAACCCAAGGACAUCACAGGCCUGAUGGAGGUCCUGAGCCAUGUUCUGCACCGCCUAGGCACCCAGGGCGACGGCGCUGUCAGCGUCAAGAUCGCCCAGCACCUGCUUCCGCUCUUCGAGGAUGAGAGGGAGGAGGUGCGAGCAGGGGCCAUCUUCCUGUUCGGGGACGUCGUCUACAGUGGCGGCAAGAAGUUCCGGCAAACGCUGAAGGGCCUCGCCUUCCAGGCCCUGGUGCCACUGCUCCUGCACCAGGCCGACCCCUGCCCCAAGGUGGUCAUGAAGGCCAAGUUCACCUUCCUGCGCUGUGCCAUCCUGCUCAAGUGGGAGUUCCGGAAGGAGCUAUCCAGCAAGCUGGCCUGGGGCCGUGGGCCGGGUGCUGAGAAUGACAUUUUCAUCUACAUGGUGGAGAGCAACUUCAGCAGCUGCCAGCAGUUCCUCAUGCAGGCCUUGACUUACCUCGACAGCCCCCUCCAGGGCCUCAAGCUGGCGGCCAUGAAGUUCAUUGGGGGAAUGCUGCAAGAUUACUUCACUGACCUCUGCUUCUACCUGAAGAAGGGCGAUGUGAAAAUCCUCCAGAAAAGCUUUGAGACCCUCAGGGAGGACCAGGACUCCGUAUGCCGCAAGUUCUACCUGAGCUUCCUGGCGGACGUGAUGGAGCUGUCCCAGUACGUGACCUGAGCUCCGCCGGCCUGCUGGCCUGUCACGUCCUUGCUGUUGUCUCUGAGUUCUGUCUUUAUUAAAUGCUGA